GCGCCGCCGCGUCGGAAGGAGUGGGAAGUCAAGUCGGUCGUGGCUCCCGCGGGCUCGGCAACGCGCUUGAGGAGGCGCGCAUCGGUAAGUGGCGUAGCCUCCGUUGCAGGCGCUUCAUCUCCAACGUUCAGCCCCGAAAGGUGCUCAAGGUCGAGUACAGACGAUACCGGGAAUGUUUGCAUCGCCUAUGCCAUGGCGAUGGCGUGGAGCGGACACGUGAUGAAGGAGCUCUUGUCUGGGAAGAGAGAGAGGUCUUGCUCCUCCGACGUCUUCGCUCGGAUCAGGCGAAGGAAUAGCACGUUGCCCGAGCCGACCGCCAGGUUGCGCUUCUGGAUAAACGCGAGAUCGGGAGCGUGUCCAAGCGCGUACCACAUGAUGGAUAGGAGCGCAGCAUCGUGA
Molecule: messenger RNA, 399 nt
Organism: Phytophthora sojae
Lineage: Eukaryota; Oomycota; Peronosporomycetes; Peronosporales; Peronosporaceae
Exons: 2
Source: RefSeq, a predicted model, not a curated record